AUGCAUCUGGUGGUGGAGUCCUCUCAGGAGGCUGUGCUGAAGAUGCUGCCCUAUUUUGUGGAGAACGCCGUUCUGACCCAGACCGAGAUAUGCCGCAUGUGAGUUUAGUAGCGUGCUGCUGUGUGGAGUGGGUGGGAAGUUCUGAAACAGUGCCUCAUAGAUAGAUAGAUGGAGUGUGUGAUCUACAAGAAUAGAAAUGCUGUUAGAUUUCCUAAUUUAGCCUAACUUAGUGUGUGGUUCUAAGACAGGUGUUUGAUGAAUAUUUUACACACUAUUUUUCAGUGGCAAUUGACGAGACUAUAACUGACUAAAUAGACCCAGAAAACACGAACUAAACAAAAGUAGUUUUUCAUUUCAGUUGACUAAGACGAGACCAAAUAAUCUCUGUGGCUAAAAUCUGACUAAGUGGACUGGACAAGAGUUUUUGGAGAGAGUGAGAGCUUUUCAGUGAUGACCACAAUUAAUAUUAGCAGCACAGAUGCGCCGCGCAGUUCUGUUCAGUAGUGGGAAGGAUGCAUCACACCCGACAAACACAGCCUACAUCAACUGGUGAGCUGUGGGGAGCAAGCAAUGUGUGUGGGUAGACGGGCUCCGCUCCGAUUUAUACACACCGCACAUGCUUCACUUUAGCUAACCAGACACCACCAGCCUUCUAGUAGCUACACAAGCUGCUUUACGAAAUAAAAAACAGCAUUGAGUUUAAUAGUAAAAAUUGCAGUUUUUCUCUCCCUUGAGUAGGCUAUAGAAAAGUAGUCUGUCUUUGAAUUUGUAGUCUCGAUCAACCAUCCUACUUUUUCCACUGCAUUUCAUAUACAGGUUCUGUAGCCUAGUCUCCACCUUUUCCUCAGAAAAAAACAGUUUGAUUCUAGCUAACGUUAAAAAGACAUGACCCAUGACCCGCUACGUUUAUUUAUUUAUAUUGUGCAUUGGUGGGCUGCAUUUUACAUUCAUAAAGCAUAUCGCGGGCUGUUCAAAAAAUAAUGGCUACUUGCGGACUGGACGGUUAAUCAUUUGUUUAGGCUACGCCUUGUUCAGUCAUGUUGCCUCAUUAGCUAGCUAUAGCUAACAACUUGGGGUGCAUACAACAGGAUGCAACGUUUUGGAACGUUCAGAUAGAAAUAUGCUAUGUAGAACGAACAUGCCUCUUACAUGUUGAAUAAGGAAUAAAGUCUGCUCUAUUCAUGGAAUUUCUAUCUGCAAUGAAUUUUUCAACUGAACGUGGCCCUGGUAGCCUAUAUGCAAACAUUUGGUGGCACAGAAAAAAAGGAAAGAGAGAGCAGACCAUUUAUUGACAAAAUUCCUCUUGCCACUAUGCUAUAUAUGACUGGGUAAAUAACUUUAUUUUGAGCACAGGAGACUUGGGACUCGAUUCGGACUCAAGGUUUAGUGACUCGACUACAUCAUUGGGUGAAACAGUCAUUAGCCCCCGUUCUACUUUUGGACAUCAAUGUGGCUCUGGCGUCUGUGGAACGUUGAUAACAAUGGCAAUGACUUGACGGUGUGAUGGAGGUGUGCAACCCAUACUACUUUGCCAAUAGCCUACUUUGCGGCACCAUCUUGUGAUUGUGCUACUCUCUCUCUCUCUCGCUCUCUCUGCGCUUGUGUGUGUCUGUUUGUUUUGUAUGUAAUGUGCAAUAUCUAUGUAUGCUGAAUUAGGAAUUUACAUGGCCAGAUAAUUCUUAUAUAAUGUAAUAUUAUUCUUAUGUUUGUCAUAUUUCCACUGUUGGGAAGAGAAUAGGAUGUUAUGCAGAAAAAUAUGUUGGUAGGACAAGGCUAUGUAUGUUUGUGCACAUGGAAGAUUUAGCUUUACUAUAUUUUAUUUUUAUUUUUUAUUUCACCUUUAUUUAACCAGGUAGGCCAGUUGAGAACAAGUUCUCAUUUACAACUGCGACCUGGCCAAGAUAAAGCAAAGCAGUGUGAUAAAAACAACAACAACACAGAGUUACAUAUGGGGUAAACAAAACAUAAAGUCAAAAAUACAACAGAAAAUAUAUACAGUGGGGAAAAAAAGUAUUUAGUCAGCCACCAAUUGUGCAAGUUCUCCCACUUAAAAAGAUGAGAGAGGCCUGUAAUUUUCAUCAUAGGUACACGUCAACUAUGACAGACAAAUUGAGAAAAAAAAUCCAGAAAAUCACAUUGUAGGAUUUUUAAUGAAUUUAUUUGCAAAUUAUGGUGGAAAAUAAGUAUUUGGUCACCUACAAACAAGCAAGAUUUCUGGCUCUCACAGACCUGUAACUUCUUCUUUAAGAGGCUCCUCUGUCCUCCACUCGUUACCUGUAUUAAUGGCACCUGUUUGAACUUGUUAUCAGUAUAAAAGACACCUGUCCACAACCUCAAACAGUCACACUCCAAACUCCACUAUGGCCAAGACCAAAGAGCUGUCAAAGGACACCAGACACAAAAUUGUAGACCUGCACCAGGCUGGGAAGACUGAAUCUGCAAUAGGUAAGCAGCUUGGUUUGAAGAAAUCAACUGUGGGAGCAAUUAUUAGGAAAUGGAAGACAUACAAGACCACUGAUAAUCUCCCUCGAUCUGGGGCUCCACGCAAGAUCUCACCCCGUGGGGUCAAAAUGAUCACAAGAAUGGUGAGCAAAAAUCCCAGAACCACACGGGGGUCCUAGUGAAUGACCUUCAGAGAGCUGGGACCAAAGUAACAAAGCCUACCAUCAGUAACACACUACGCCGCCAGGGACUCAAAUCCUGCAGUGCCAGACGUGUCCCCCUGCUUAUGUCCAGGCCCGUCUGAAGUUUGCUAGAGUGCAUUUGGAUGAUCCAGAAGAGGAUUGGGAGAAUGUCAUAUGGUCAGAUGAAACCAAAAUAGAACUUUUUGGUAAAAACUCAACUCGUCGUGUUUGGAGGACAAAGAAUGCUGAGUUGCAUCCAAAGAACACCAUACCUACUGUGAAGCAUGGGGGUGGAAACAUCAUGCUUUAGGGCUGUUUUUCUGCAAAGGGACCAGGACGACUGAUCCGUGUAAAGGAAAGAAUGAAUGGGGCCAUGUAUCGUGAGAUUUUGAGUGAAAACCUCCUUCCAUCAGCAAGGGCAUUGAAGAUGAAACGUGGCUGGGUCUUUCAGCAUGACAAUGAUCCCAAACACACCGCCCGGGCAACGAAGGAGUGGCUUCGUAAGAAGCAUUUCAAGGUCCUGGAGUGGCCUAGCCAGUCCCCAGGUCUCAACCCCAUAGAAAAUCUUUGGAGGGAGUUGAAAGUCCGUGUUGCCCAGCGACAGCCCCAAAACAUCACUGCUCUAGAGGAGAUCUGCAUGGAGGAAUGGGCCAAAAUACCAGCAACAGUGUGUGAAAACCUUGUGAAGACUUACAGAAAAAGUUUGACCUGUGUCAUUGCCAACAAAGGGUAUAUAACAAAGUAUUGAGAAACUUUUGUUAUUGACCAAAUACUUAUUUUCCACCAUAUUUUGCAAAUAAAUUCAUAAAAAAUCCUACAAUGUGAUUUUCUGGAUUUUUUUCCCUCAUUUUGUCUGUCAUAUUUGCCGUGUACCUAUGAUGAAAAUUACAGGCCUCUCUCAUAUUUUUAAGUGGGAGAACAUGCACAAUUGGUGGCUGACUAAAUACUUUUUCCCCCCACUGUAUACAGUGUGUGUGAAUGUAGUAAGUUAUGGAGGUAAGGCAAUAAAUAGGCCAUAGUGCAAAAUAGUUACAAUUUCGUAUUAACACUGGAAUGAUAGAUGUGCAAAAGAUGAUGUGCGAAUAGAGAUAAUGGGGUGCAAAUUAGCAAAAUAAAUAACAAUAUGGGGAUGAGGUAGUUGGGUGGGCUAAUUUCAGAAAGGUUGUGUACAGGUGCAGUGAUCGGUAAGCUGCUCUGACAACUGACGCUUAAAGUUAGUGAGGGAGAUAAGAGUCUCCAGUUUCAGAGAUUUUUGCAGUUCGUUCCAGUCAUUGGCAGCAGAGAACUGGAAGGAAUGGCGGCCAAAGGAGGUGUUGGCUUUGGAGAUGACCAGUGAGAUAUACCUGCUGGAGUGCAGACUACGGGUGGGUGUUGCUAUGGUGACCAGUGAGCUAAGAUAAGAUGGGGAUUUGCCUAGCAGUGAUUUAUAGAUGACCUGGAGCCAGUGGGUUUGGCGACGAAUAUGUAGUGAGGGCCAGCCAACAAGAGCGUACAGGUCACAAUGGUGGGUAGUAUAUGGGGCUUUGGGUGACAAAACGGAUGGCACUGUGAUAGACUACAUCCAAUUUGCUGAGUAGGGUGUUGGAGGCUAUUUUGUAAAUGACAUCGACGAAGUCAAGGAUCGGUAGGAUAGUCAGAUUUACGAGGGCAUGUUUGGCAGCAUGAGUGAAGGAGGCUUUGUUUUGAAAUAGGAAGCCGAUUCUAGAUCUAACUUUUGAUUGGAGAUGCUUAAUGUGAGUCUGGAAGGAGAGUUUACAGUCUAACCAGACACCUAGGUAUUUGUAGUUGUCCACAUACUCUAGGUCAGACCCUCCGAGAGUAGUGAUUCUAGUCGGGUGGGCGGGUGCAAGCAGCGUUCGGUUGAAGUGCAUGCAUUUAGUUUUACUAGUGUUUAAGAGCAGUUGGAGGCUACGGAAGGAGUGUUGUAUGGCGUUGAAGCUCGUUUGGAGGUUUUUUAACACAGUGUCCAAUGAAGGGCCAGAUGUAUACAAAAUGGUGUCGUCCGCAUAGAAGUGGAUCCGAGCGUCACCAGCAGCAAGAGCGACAUCAUUGAUAUACACAGAGAAUAGAGUCGGCCCGAGAAUUGAACCCUGUGGCACGCCCAUAGAGACGGCCAGAGGUCCAGACAACAGGCCCUCCGAUUUGACACAUUGAACUCUAUCUGAGAAGUAGUUGGUGAACCAGGCGAGGCAGUCAUUAGAGAAACCAAGGCUAUUUAGUCUGCCAAUAAGAAUGCGGUGGUUGACAGAGUCGAAAGCCUUGGCCAGGUCGAUGAAGACGGCUGCACAGUACUGUCUUUUAUCGAUCGCGUUUAUAAUAUAGUUUAGGACCUUGAGCGUGGCUGAAUUGCACCCAUGACCAGCUCGGAAACCGGAUUGCAUAGCGGAGAAGGUACGGUGGGAUUCGAAAUGGUCGGUGAUCUGUUUGUUAACUUGGCUUUCAAAUACUUUCGAAAGGCAGGGCAGGAUGGAUAUAGGUCUAUAACAGUUAGGAUCUAGAGUGUCACCCCCUUUGAAGAGGGGGAUGACCGCGGCAGCUUUCCAAUCUCUGGGGAUCUCAGACGUUACGAAAGCGAGGUUGAACAGGCUAGUAAUAGGGGUUGCGACAAUUUCGGUGGCUAAUUUAAAAAAGAAAGGGUCCAGAUUGUCUAGCCCAGCUGAUUUGUAGGGGUCCAGAUUUUUUAGCUCUUUCAGAACAUCAGCUGUCUGAAUUUGUGUGAAGGAGAAGCGGGGGGGGCAUGGGCAAGUUGCAGCGGAGGGUGCAGAGCUGGUGGCCAGGGUAGUGGUAGCCAGGUGGAAAGCAUGGCCAGCCGUAGCAAAAUGCUUGUUGAAAUUCUCGAUUAUUGUAGAUUUAUCGGUGGUGACAGUGUUUCCUAGCCUCAGUGCAGUGGGCAGUUGGGAGGAGGUGCUCUUAUUUUCCAUGGACUUUACAGUGUCCCAAAACUUUUUGGAGUUAGUGCUACAGGAUGCAAAUUUCUGUUUGAAAAAGCUAGCCUUUGCUUUCCUAACUGAUUGUAUAAAUUGGUUCCUGACUUCCCUAAAAAGUUGCAUAUCGCGGGGGCUGUUCGAUGCUAAUGCAGUACGCCACAGGAUGUUUUUGUGCUGGUCAAGGGAAGUCAAGUCUGAGGAGAACCAGGGGCUAGAUCUGUUCUUAGUUCUACAUUUUUUGAAUGGGGCAUGCUUAUUUAAGAUUGAGAGGAAAGCACUUUUAAAGGACAACCAGGCAUCCUCUACUGACGGAAUGAGGUCAAUAUCCAUCCAGGAUACCCGGGCCAGGUCAAUUAGAAAGGCCUGCUCGAUGAAGUGUUUUAGGGAGCGUUUGACAGUGAUGAGGGGUGGUCGUUUGAUCGCAGACCCAUUACGGACGCAGGCAAUAAGGCAGUGAUUGCUGAGAUCCUGGUUGAAGACAGCGGAGGUGUAUUUAGAGGGUACAUUUGUCAGGAUGAUAUCUAUGAGGGUGCCCAUGUUUACAGAUUUAGGGUUGUACCUGGUAGGUUCGUUGAUAAUUUGUGUGAGAUUGAGGGCAUCUAGUUUAGAUUGUAGGUUGGCCGGGGUGUUAAGCAUAUCCCAGUUUAGGUCAUCAAGCAGUACGAACUCUGAGGAUAGAUGGGGGGCAAUCAGUUCACAUAUGGUGUCCAGGGCACAGCUCGGGGCUGAGGGGGGUCUGUAGCAAGCGGCAACAGUGAAAGACUUAUUUCUGGAAAGGUGGAUUUUUAGCAGUAGAAGCUCAAACUGUUUGGGCACAGACUUGGAUAGUACGAUAGAGCUCUGCAGGCUAUCUCUACAGUAGAUUGCAACCCCACCCCCCUUUGGCAGUUCUAUCGAGACUGAAAAUGUUGUAGUUGGGGAUGGACAUUUCUGAAUUUUUGGUGGCCUUCCUAAGCCAGGAUUCAGACACUGCUAGAACAUCAGGGUUGGCGGAGUGUGCUAGCGCAGUGAAUAACUCAAACUUAGGAAGGAGGCUUCGGAUAUUAACGUGCAAGAAACCAAGGCUUUUACGUUUAUAAGUUAAGAAGCCAAUACAAAUGUGAUAUGACUAAAAUGAAAGGGCAUUUAGUUGACUAAAAUGGCCCACUCUUUUCGUCAUUUUGACACUAACUAGACUAAAUCAUUAUUCAAAUGACAAAAAUGUGACUAAAUGUGACACUCAAAAAAAUUGGGGUCCCAAAUUAAUACUGGUCCGAUCAAGUUCAUGCACAUUACAAGCCUGAUACUAAUAGUAGUCAUACAUUGGUGAUUGUAUGAAUUCUGCUCAUUCAGAAUCAAGAACCGGUAUUUCCUGUCCUAGAAGAAUAGGUACUCCAAGAGAUCAUUGAGGCUAUUUGGCAAGUCUCUGUGUUGCUGUCUUUGUUAGCUGUGAUAGCAGAUAUAAUUUUAGCCCUGGUGUUAGUGGAGAGGCUGAUAGCAGGGUGCUGGAGGCUCGGAGACACCAGAGCAGAGGCUAGUUAAUUAGACUGUCUGAGUGUGGUUCAUGGUGGUGGACGUGGGGCUGGUGAUUUACAUGACCGGAGAGAAAGAUUCACGUUCAACACAUCCUCCGGUUUCUCACUGUGGUUUCUCACUGUGGUUUCUCACUGUGUUUUACUCAUGCAGCCUAUUUCAAUUGAUCAUACAGCAGUGUACAGUGCGUUCGGAAAGUAUUCAGACCGUUUACUUUUUCCAUAUUUUGUUAUGUUACAGCCUUAUUCUAAAAUUGAUUAAAUUAAAUGUUUUCCUCAUCAAUCUACACACAAUACCCCAUAAUGACAAAGCGAAAACAGGUUUUUAGACAUUUUGGCAAAUGUAUUAAAAAGAAAAAACAGAAAUACCUUAUUUACAUAAGUAUUCAGACCCUUUUCUAUGGGACUCGAAAUUGUGCUCAGGUCCAUCCUUUCCAUUGAUCAUCCUUGAGAUGUUUCUACAACUUGAUUUGGAGUCCACCUGUGGUAAAUUCAAUUGAUUGGACAUGAUUUGGAAAGGCACACACCUGUCUAUAGCCCACAGUUGACAGUGCUUGUCAGAGCAAAAACCAAGCCAUGAGGUCGAAGGAAUUGUCCGUAGGGCUCCGAGACAGGAUUGUGUCGAGGCACAGAUCUGGGGAAGGGUACCAAAACAUUUCUGCAGCAUUGGAGGUCGCCAAGAACACAGUGGCCUCCAUCAUUCUUAAAUGGAAGAAGUUUGGAACCACCAAGACUCUUCAUAGAGCUGGCUGCCCGCCCAAACGGCGCAAUCGGGGGAGAAGGCCUUGGUCAAGGAGGUGACCAAGAACCUGAUGAUCACUCUGACAGAGCUCCAGAGUUCCUCUGUGGAGAUGGGAGAACCUUCUCCACAGCACUCCAUCAAUCAGGCCUUUAUGGUAGAGUGGACAGUCGUAAGCGACUCUUCAGUAAAAGGCACAUGACAGCCCGCUUGGAGUAUGCCAAAAGGCACCUAAAGGAAACAACAAGAUUCUCUGGUCUGAUGAAACCAAGAUUGAACUCUUUGGCCUGAAUGCCAAGCGUCACGUCUGGAUGAAACCUGGCACCAUCCCUACGGUGAAACAUGGUGGUGGCAGCAUCAUGCUGUGGGGAUGUUUUUCAGCGGCAGGGACUGGGAGACUAGUCAGGAUCGAGGGAAAGAAGAACGGAGCAAAGUACAGAGAUCCUUAAUGAAAAACUGCUACAGAGUGCUCAGGACCUCAGACUGGGGCGAAGGUUCACCUUCCAACAGGACAACGACCCUAAGCACACAGCCAAGACAACACAGGACUGGCUUCGGGACAAGUUUCUGAAUGUCCUUGAGUUGCCCAGCCAGAGCCUGGACUUGAACCCGAUCUAACAUCUCUGGAGAGACCUGAAAAUAGCUGUGCAGCAACGCUCCCCAUCCAACCUGAUAGAGCUGAAGACGAGAAACUCCCAAAAUACAGGUGUGCCAAGCUUGUAGUGUCAUACCCAAGAAGAAUCGAGGCUGUAAUCGAUGCCAAAGGUGCUUGAACAAAGUACUAAGUAAAGGGUCUGAACACUUAUGUAAAUGUGGUAUUUCAGUCAGAUUGUUCUGAAAUAUUUUCUAUAGUUAGAAACGGAUAAGAUUAGCAUUCCUGCAACAUUUUGUUGAAAUAUAAUUUGAUCUCAUAGAAAUUAAGCUAAUUUAUUACAUCCAAAUUGUCAAUUUUAAUUGAUAAAAUUCAUAUAAUAUUCAAUAAAUAUAGUUCCUAACAUCCGAUUUGGAUCUAACUUUUUUCAAACAAUGAGUAAGACAUGAGGAAUCCAAAUAAAUGGCCAAAAGCCACACACGGACCCCACGCUAAUCCCACCCCAAGAACAGAGACUUGCCAAAUAGCCUCAAUGAUCCCUUGGAGUACCUAUUCUUCUAGGACUGGAAAGACAGGCUCUUGAUUCUGGAUGAGGAAUCCAAAGAAAUGGUCAAAAGCCACACACGGACCCCCCGUACCCCACGCAAAUCCCACCCCAAGAACAAGUACACUACCGUUCAAAAGUUUGGGGUCAUUUAGAAAUGUCCUUGUUUUCGAAAGAAAAGCAAUUUUUUUGUCCCUUAAAAUAACAUCAAAUUGAUCAGAAAUACAGUGUAGACAUGGUUAAUGUUGUAAAUGGCUAUUGUAGCUGGAAACGGCUGAUUUUUAAUGGAAUAUCUACAUAGGCAUACAGAGGCCCAUUAUCCGCAACCAUCAGUCCUGUGUUCCAAUGGCACGUUGUGUUUGCUAAUCCAAGUUUAUCAUUUAAAAAGGCUAAUUGAUCAUUAGAAAACCCUUUUGCAAUUAUGUUAGCACAGCUGAAAACUGUUGUGCUGAUUAAAGAAGCAAUAAAACUGGCCUUCUUGAGACUAGUUGAGUAUCUGGAGCAUCAGCAAUUGUGGGUUUGAUUACAGGCUAUAAAUGGCCAGAAACAAAUAACUUUCUUCUGAAACUCUUCAGUCUAUUCUUGUUCUGAGAAAUGAAGGCUAUUCCAUGCGAGAAAUUGCCAAGAAACUGAAGAUCUCGUACAACGCUUUGAACUACUCCCUUCACAGAACAGCACAAACUGGCUCUAACCAGAAUAGAAAGAGGAAUGGGAGGCCCCGGUGCACAACUGAGCAAGAUGACAAAUACAUUAGUGUCUAGUUUGUGAAACAGGCGCUUCACAGGUCCUAAACUGGCAGCUUCAUUAAAUAGUACCCGCAAAACACCAGUCUCAACGUCAACAGUGAAGAGGUGACUCCGGGAUGCUGACCUUGUAGGCAGAGUUGCAAAGAAAAAUACAUAUAUCUCAGACUGGCCAAUAAAAAGAAACUAUUAAGAAGGGCAGUCUGAGAUAUGGCUUUCUCGCAUGGAAUAGCCUUAAUUUCUCAGAACAAGAAUAGACUGAAGAGUUUCAGAAGAAAGUUAUUUGUUUCUGACCAUUUUGAGCCUGUAAUCGAACCCACAAUUGCUGAUGUUCCAGAUACUCAACUAGUCUCAAGAAGGCCAGUUUUAUUGCUUCUUUAAUCAGCACAACAGUUUUCAGCUGUGCUAACAGAAUUGCAAAAUGGUUUUCUAAUGAUCAAUUAGCCUUUUAAAAUGACAAACUUGGAUUAGCAAACACAAUGUGCCAUUGGAACACAGGACUAAUGGUUGCUGAUAAUGGGCCUUUGUACGCCGAUGUAAAAAUCAGCCGUUUCCAACUACAAUAGCCAUUUACAACAUUAACAAUGUCUACACUGUAUUUCUGAUCAAUUUGAUAUUUUAAUGGACAAAAAAUGUGCCUUUCUUUCGAAAACAAGGACAUUUCUAAGUGACCCCAAACUUUUGAACGGUAGUGUAUAUAGUAUCAGUUUUCCAUGUCUGACAAGUAGUAUGGAGCUGCAGCUCGGAGUAUUGUUUCUUCAUCCUAUGUAAUGUAUUCCCAGUGAAUUUUGUGAUUAAUUUUUUUCUCUUCCCCUGUUAGGAUGGGACAUAAACCUAUCAAUGUCAAUGACUAAUUUCUCUGAACAGGGGGAAAAAACAACCCCAAAUUCACUGGUAAUACAUUACAUAGGAUGAAGAAACAAUACUCCGAAACAAUACUCUGAGCCGCAGCUGCUCCAUACUACUUGUCAGAACUGAUACUAUAUACUCGUUGUUGGGGUGGGAUUGGCAUGGGGUGUGGGGGAUUCGUGGGUGGCUUUUGACCAUUUGUUUGGGUUCGUCAUGUCUAACUCAUUGUUUGAUAAAAGUUUGGUCCAAAUCGGUUGUUAGGUACUAUAUUUAUUGAAUAUUAUAUGAAUCCUAUAAAUUAAAAUGGCCGAUAUGGGUGCAAUCAAUUAGAUGAAUUCCUCAGAGAGCAAAUUAUAUUUCAACAAAAUAAUGUUGCAGGAAUGCUAAUGCUAUCUGUUUCUAACAACAGAAACGAUUUCAGAACAAUCUGAGAUGGUGGGUGUCAAAACCCUCUUUCUUGAGGGUGGAAUGACCCAACAGGGAGGAGAGAAACAACAAGCCAAAGUGAAACAAAAGCUCUUGUGAUUAGCGGCCGGCCACUCCUAUGGGCCCGUCACUGGGGAACGCUGUCUCUGUGGUGGGGGUGGGGGGCACAAAGCAGAGCCUGUUUCGGUGUUAUCGAAUGCUUGGGCCAGGCCUCCUCCUCCUCUAGCCUGGAAACAGGAAGUCCAGUCAGGGACAGACAAUUGGGGAGGGGGGUGGUGGAAGGACUCAGGGAUGGUUCUUGACCCUUACUGGGCUGAGAUAUGUGACCCCUGAAUGUUUAGGCUUAACUCCCUUUUAAGCCAGAAUUUUUGCCAUGGGUUGCUCGGAUGACGUUAUUGUCUUACCUGAAAUUUAACAUGCGCCGGCUCUGGUGUUGUCUAGUUUUCCUGUUUGUUUUGUUCCUGUCGCUCUCAUCACACCUGUACUUUCCAAUGACAUGCCUGUUUGCUAGACUGCACAUACAGGGUACAUUGGGUAUGUGUUCCGCCCUGCUGUCAGGUGGAUUUACGAGCCUGGAGAGAGACUCAUUCUGUAAGCACAGUGAAAGGGAAUAAUUGGAGCUAGCAUAGAAAACAGCUUCAGCCCUCACUUUGUCUUUCACCACCACCAUGCCAUAUUAGUUAUGUCACCUGCAGAAUGCACAGGAACCCAACGAGAGGUUGGACAUAAUAGUGUAGACAGGUGAGACUUUUAAAUGGCGUGUGUAGCUCAGAGGAAUGCAUUACAAACUACUGCAGCUAAUUAUUCAGUCUGUUUUGCAUUUGGCCGGGCCAGCAGAGACCUGACGGAUCCCAUCAGGAUGCAGCAGCUUAUGCAGGACAGGGGAAAAGGCCAGAUAAGCUUGAUUCAUAGCUGCUGUAGGUUGAGGCUCCGGCUCCCUCUUAAACUUGGCUUACUCCUGGACUUUUACAAUUGGGUUUAGUGGCUGAAAUACUGGGUGCUUGUCUGGGCCUCCUGACCUGAAGCCCUAUAUUAAACACUUCUCUUAUCUGUCUGGUCCCAGGUACGACUUACCUUCUCUCCCUAUCUUCACUUUCUCUGUAACAUAGGGCUGUAGAAGGUGCAAGGAUUCUGUUAUAGAAUUAGAACAGUUUGACUCACAUAUCACAGUGCUGAACUGUGAGUGACCAUGUGGCUCAGUCUGCCCACAUUGUUGCAUGAUCCAGUUUCUAACGGCUCUCUCCAUCUGUUGUUUUUCUAGCCUGAGUGAGAGUUUCUUCAUGGUGAAGGGUGCCGCCCUCUUCCUGCAGCAGGGCAGCAGUCCUCAGGGCCAUAAAGCACAACCCCACCACAAACAUGCAGGUGAGUACCUACCACACAACCACAGGACAGGACCACAUGAGCUGCCAUUCAAAGUGGCUAAAUGGUCCCAAGACUCAGACUUUUUGACUUCAUUACUCUGUCCAUCUUACAGACAGUGUUGUUGUGGUUGUUUUGUCUGGUACUUUGUUGUGUAGUCUGAUGGGUCUCUACUUUCUACCUGUUCUCCUGGAAAACAUGAGUGCACUUGAGUUGAGGUGUCUGGCUGAUUAUUAGCAUGUUCCAGACGUGUGUAGCUUAGGCAGAUUAGUGGUUAAGUAGGCCUACAAUAGGCUAUGUGGCUGCUGGUAGUGUUCAGUGGCAGGCCUACUUGUGUUCCGUAUCAAUCAAAGCAGGACACUGAGCGUUUGUCUUCUGGCAGUCAUCAAUGUUGUAGUCAUGUAUCCGAGAGUCUGUUCAAAGCUUCAACGUCAUGAAAUCCAUAUGGUAUACCAUAUAUAGGUCCUAGAAUAAAAAGGGUAUAAGAGGUUUUAGUGUUUAGCCAUAAUGUUAAGGAUGAUAUUUCAGGUGUGAUUCUGAGGCAAAGGUUUUAAUUGGUUAAAAACAAGAUCCUGCAGCUGCUAGGGAGAGCUUAGCAUGCACUCUCAAUAUCACAGAGAACCAUGGAUAUGUUUUUCUCCCCUUUACUAACAGUUGUUCAAGUUUUACUCUGAGCCUUUAAUUUCCUAAUUUGAGUCCAAUUCAUUUCUCAUUCCCCAUGUUUAAGUGAAUUCAAUAGGAAUUUGGAAUGGUUUGCGUCACCAAGUGAAUUGACUAAACUUCAGGACAUUCAGGAUUGGCUGCUAGCCCACAUGAAGUGUUUGCGUUGGUAGGGAGUUACUGGAGGAUGCAGUCAUGUGUUUCUUAUAGAGGAAGUACUGCCUGUGGAAAGUUCAUUGGCCAGUUUUAUUUAGGGUCUUUGCUGUGGGACAGAAUGUUUUCAAAUAGGAUAAUCUCUAAAGCUUGGCCUUUGGGCAACGUAUUGGCCUGUAGCCCGCUGCUAGUGAACAUUGUGCCGUAUUGUAGUUAGAAUACUUAGCGGUGCCCUCCGGUUGUGAGCUGACUGAUUUCUGAUCCACACUGUGCAGUCCCUUCUGUCUGAGUAAAUAACCAUUGUUGGCCACAAUCUUGCCUGGCCACAAUAUUUUGUCAAAGCUGUAACAGUGGCGGGAGAUAUCUAAUGAAAACACUGCCUAGUGAAAAACUUGCAGAACUGCCAGCACAUAAAGAAAGAUGCCUGCAUGUCAACUGAAUUUGGCCUCAACCAAACCAAAUACAGAGAUUAGCAUUUGUCUCAGUAGAUUUGUUUCUAGAUCUAACAGUAAGACUGAGCAUCUGAACUUGGCUGAGCUGAGGAGAACUCCAAUAGCCCCUGGCUGUUUUGACCCAGAACAGUUGCAAAGUAAAGUACUAACCUACUAAUACAUGUAAAUUAAUAUAUGUCUGAACGUGUCUUUAAUAUGUGUUUGAACGUACCAUGAAGCAGAGGAGCAGGGGAACAUGCCCAGAGCCAGCAUGGCGCAGACAGCUGUAAUUAAAGCUGCCCAGGAGGAGAGGACAUAGUUUGUUUGCCAGUUGUCGGAACACCUUGACUGACACAUACUUGGCUGCCCCUCUUUACUCAUCAUCACUGCAGUGGUUAGGCUUGUCAUUUAACCCCUUGUUAUCCAGUAGCCCCCUCUUUGGCUCUCUGCGUCCCAAAUGUCUCCCUAAGCCCUAUUUAGUGCACUACUUUUGACCAGGGCCCAUUGGGCUCUGGUUAAAUGUAGUGCACUAUAUAUGGAAUGCGGUGCUAUUUGGUACGUAACCUUUCUCUCACCCCACUUCCUCAGGGGAACUUGCAUCUAGUCUGGCAUGAUCGGCUCAAAACAUUCCAAUAUGACAGAGCAGAAGCGGUUUUUAGGUGUGGUUUUAUGGUUAGCUGAGGCUGAGUUGUGGGUGAUCAAUUUGUAGAUGACAAGCAGGAAAGCGUCUUUGGCUUGUUGCAUGACACUAGCCCAUUGUGCCUGCACUUACUCAAUCACUCAACAAUGGAGUACAUUUAAGAUGUCAUGUGGUAUGAUGAGUGUUCAGUUUCAAAUGUCAAGAUUUGUUUUAUAGGACUAAUCACAUAAAACCAACGUAUCUGAUAAUGACACUGACCGACCAGGUGUUGUCAUGGUUGUUGUUUAGUAUUUAUGUUUUAUGUUCUUCUCUCAACAGGAGACUUACCUCAGCACCUGCAGGUGAUGAUCAACAUUCUUCGCUCGGAGGACCGAAUCAAACUGGUAAGAGACGCACGCACGCACGUGCAGUGACUAACCACCUGGCACCAUGACAUAGGCAACCUGCCUGAAUACUUUUUAUUGUGUACUUAAGACUUGUUUGCAAACUGUAAUUAUUAGCUCAUGAGAACAUGUUUGAGCGCGCACAGGAGAGCAUUACCAAGUGUUUCCAUGGUUUCUGUGAAAUGGAGAGUUAGUUUAUGUUACCUACCACUAUGUUCUCACACUCCAUUGGAAUGAUGCCUCCCAUGUAUUUACAAACUGUUUUUGAAUGAUAGAAAUUGCUUUAGAGGAUUGGAAUGUACGUGUGUGUGUGUAAUGGUUGGACUGUAUGGGUGUUAGGCUCAUUUGCCCAGGGUCAGUCUGUGUGUACCAUCAAUGUUCAGAGUCAAUUUGUAUUACCUUAGCAGAUUGACAUGUUGGGAGAGGUGGAUGGACAUGUAGCAGCCUAGUUGUUUGUGAAAUAAUUGAUGAACCUGUCAUGUCCUCUGGAACAGGCAGUGCGGUUGGAGAGUGCCUGGUCAGACAGAGUGCGCUACAUGGUGGUGGUGUACACCAGCGGACGACAGGACACAGAGGAGAACAUCCUGCUAGGAAUAGACUUCAGCAACAAGGACAGGUGUGUAUGGGUCUGGGCCAGCUCGCGUGUUUGGGCCUCCUCACUUGCUAUGGUCAUCAUUGAUGCAGAUGUUAGACCCUUGAUGUAGCAGUAUCUCCAUUUGAAGUUGUUUUGGAACGUAAAACCAGAUGUUGUGUUGAUCUGCUGGGAACGUGUCUGUGUGUUGUUCCCAGCAAAAGCUGCUCCGUUGGCAUGGUGCUACCUCUGUGGAGUGACACCAAGAUCCAUCUGGAUGGCGAUGGGUGAGUGAGUCCCCCAUAGAGAUACAAGUAUUCUAUAUCUGUGUCCCAUCAGUCAGACAGCAGCCCCCUGCUGGCCAUUCAGGGGAAGAAACAGCUCUUUGGUUAAAACUGUAAUACAUUUACAUUUCAGUAAUUUAGCAGACGCUCUUAUCCAGAGCGACUUACAGUUAGUGAGUGCAUACAUUUUUCAUACUGGCCCCCCGUGGGAAUCGAACCCACAACCCUGGUGUUGCAAGCGCCAUGCUCUACCAACAACCCUGGCGUUGCAAGCGCCAUGCUCUACCAACUGAGCUACAGGAGGCCCUAUAACUUGAAUACCGGUACAGAAAAGGAUACUGAGCUCAGCACACAUAUCAUCUUCUCCUUUCACACAGCCUAAUGUACUAAAAUGACUUUGACCUCCACUUGUGUUUUGAUAGAGCCAGUUAUGUUGUAGUAGUGGUUACUGGGUGUUAAUCAGUGUGUGAUCAGGGGAGAGUCAUCGCCUGUCUUGUCUCCUUCAGGGGUUUCAGUGUGAACACAGUGAGCCGGAAUCAUGUCUUCAAACCUGUGUCUGUACAGGCCAUGUGGUGAGUAGACAACCCUAGGAAUGACUGCUUAAUACAUUGUUGUUAAUGAAGCAAUCCCACAUCAAUGAAUUAGCUGCUGACUUCAUAACAGAACACACUGUUGAGGCAUUUCCAUACUGACUCACUUUGCCACCUAGUGGUGUAGAGAUGCAGGUGCAUGCAACAAUCAAUCAAAUGUAUUUUAGUUGUCACAAAGUGCUUUACAGAUACCCAGCUUAAAUGCAUGCCAUUCAUUCAUGUGAAUCAGCUCAAUACACAUUAAAAGCGUAUAGGUAGAAAACACUUCACCACAUUUCUCCCAGAUUAACAAUGAUGGUUGAUUAAAGAUAAAUUGACCAACUCUGUCUCUUUCUAACCCUUGUCCCAGGUCGGCUCUACAGAUCCUCCACAAGGUGUGUGAGGUGUCCCGCAGGUACAACUACUUCCCCGGGGGCAUGGCCCUUACCUGGAUGGGCUUUUAUGAGGGCUGCAUCGCCUCGGAGCAGAGCUGCAUCAACGAGUGGAACGCCAUGAGAGACCUGGAGACCUUGAGGCCUGACUCCCCCACCAUGUUUGUCGACAAGUGAGUCAACAGAAAUUGCCAAUGAAUAUGAAAUAACUACCUCCUCGUCAAACAUCUCAUUCUAAAAUUAUUGGCAUUAAUAUGGAGUUGGUCCCCCUUUUGCUGCUAUAACAGCCUCCAAUCUUCUGGGAAGGUUUUCCACUAGACCUUGGAACAUUGCUGCGGGGACUUGCUUCCAUUCAGCCACAAGCAUUAUUGAGGUCGGGCACUGAUGUUGGCCGAUUAGGCCUGGCUCACAGUCGGCAUUCCAAUUCAUCCCAAAGGUGUUCGAUGGGGUUGAGGUCAGGGCUCUGUGCAGGCCAGUCUAGUUCUUCCACACCGAUCUCGACAAACCUUUUCUGUAUGGACCUCGCUUUGUGCACAGGGGCAUUGUCAUGCUGAAACAGGAAAGGGCCUUACCCAAACUGUUGCCACAAAGUUGGAAGCACAGAAGCACUACAAUGUCAUUGUAUGCUGUAGCGUUAAGACUUCCCUUCACUGGAACUAAGGGGCCUAGCCCGAACCAUGAAAAACAGCCCCAGACCAUUAUUCCUCCACCAAACUUUACAGUUGACAUUAUGCAUUGAGGCAGGUAGCGUUCUCCUGGCAUCCGCCAAACCCCAGAUUAGUCCGUCGGACUGCCAGAUGGUGAAGUGUGAGAGAACGCGUUUCCACUGCUCCAGAGUCCAAUGGCGGCGAGCUUUACACCACUCCAGCCAACGCUUGGCAUUGCGAAUGGUGAUCUUAGGCUUGUGUGCGGCUGCUUGGCCAUGGAAACCCAUUUCAUGAAGCUCCCAAAGAAAAGUUAUUGUGCUGAUGUUGCUUCCAGAGGCAGUUUGGAACUCGGUAGUGAGUGUUGCAAACGAGGACAGACGAUUUUUACGCGCUUCAGCACUCGGCGGUCCCGUUCUGUGUGUGGCCUACCACUUCAUGGCUGAGCCGUUGUUGCUCCUAGACGUUUCCACUUCACAAUAACAGCACUUACAGUUGACCGGGGCAGCUCUAGCAGGGCAGAAAUUGGACAAAUUGACUUGUUGGAAAGGUGGCAUCCUAUGACAGUGCCACAUUGAAAGUCACUGAGCUCUUCAGUAAGGCCAUUCUACUGCCAAUGUUUGUCUAUGGAGAUUGCAUGGCUGUGUGCUCGAUUUUAUACACCUGUCAGUAACGGGUGUGGCUGAAAUAGCUGAAUCCACUAAUUUGAAGGGGUGUCCACAUACUUUUGUAUAUAUAGUGUAUAUGAAACGUUUGAUGGUGUUGGAUGGCUGCUGGUUCUGACUGACCCUUUGACUGAGAGUAGAGUAGUGUGCUGAUGAAACCUCUGUGUGUUUGUCUCUGCUGAUGCAGGCCCACAGAGAGGGAGCGGACCGAGUGCCUUAUCAAAGCCAAACUCCGAAGCAUCAUGAUGUUCCAGGAUCUGGAGAACGUCACCUCUAAACAGGUGAACAGAGUGAACUAAAUGCACACAUUAACUGCGUGCCAUCCCUUUAUAGUGCGCUACUUUUGACCAGGGCCCACUGAAUAGGGUGCCAUUUGGGAUGCAGUAUUAAAAACAAAUAUAUUUUUAUUACAGCCUUAAAGUGUAGUCUUCAGUCAAUUUCGGUCUGACAUUAUUUGAUACCGUAAUCAGUAACAUUACAAGGAGAAAGGGUAGAAUAUAAAAUGGUUGGAAGUUGAUGACUGUGCUGUGCCCUCAGAUCCGAACGGAGCUGGAGCAGCAUAUGAGCUGUAACCUGAUGCAGUACAAGGAGUUCAUUGACAAUGAGAUGCUGCUGAUCCUGGGCCAGAUGGACAAGGCAGCACUCAUCUUUGACCACCUCUACCUGGUUAGUCACCUGGCAACAUUUCCCCAUCCAGAACUGCUUGGCAAUGCUCAAACCCUGGCCUGUUCCCAGAUCUGUUUGUGUUCUUGCAAACUCUGUUGUUAUCAUUGGCAUGACAACGAGGGACAAGAAGCACAAACAGACUGGCAAUCGGGCUACUCAAACUCUGCUUAAUCUGAUUGAUCGAGUACAUUUCCGAGUUUUUCUCAUUGGCUGAGAUAGGAUGAUCUAUUUGUCUCCGUGAGAUUUGGCCUACUGAAGCCAUGAUAUUUGGCUGAUACUGCUAGCAGAGAAGUACUCUGGAAGAGCAACAUUUGGACAGCCAUCACUGUAAAUGUCAUAACUGUAAUAUGUUCAGUCUGUCUAACAUUUUUCCACAUUUGUCUGCAGGGAUCUGAAUGGAAUGCCUCCAAUCUGGAGGAGCUUCAGGACACUGGGUAAAUGGAUCAUUUUGCUAGCUUCCAAACAUUUCAAUUCCAUACAAAUAAUUAUUUAUCGGCUCAUGUCUCCAACGCUUUAAUGGACUAUUUUUUUUUUUUAGGCACAAAGGUUGAAUGAAUAAGAUUGGUUGUCAUGAUAAAACCCUACUCUAUAAAACAGAUUCGUCAUUGGUGUGAGUCAGAAUAUUAUGGGAUAGUGUCUGUCUGUCUUCAUCCAAUAACCAUCUCCUCACCAGGGUGGGCUAUAUCCUCAACGUCACCAGGGAGAUAGAUAACUUCUUCCCAGGAACAUUCUCCUACCACAACAUACGGGUCUAUGACGAAGAGACUACAGACCUGCUGGCCCACUGGAAUGAGACCUACAACUUCAUCGUUAAAGCAAAGUAAGUCCUGUUAGCCUUGAAACAGGUAAGAGUGAGGGAAGGACAGAGAUUGGGAGUAACAGAGCUGAUAAAACAAGCUAUUCUUUACCAUUACACACACCUGUGAAAUCCUAUUUUUAUUCAUGCAUGUAGAUAGGUGGCUCUUGGUCAGAACCACGAUGGUAGGAAAUGUAUCUUCCUGCUGCUUUCACUUGAGGUACAGUAAUAGUAGCUUCCAGAGAACUGUGAGUGAUUUGACUGGGGUGUAAUUAAAGUGACACGAGGCAGUGUGGCACUGUCUGUGACCACGUUGUCCCAGAGAAGGGAGCUGAAGAUGGUUACCACUAGCAACCCAAAGGCUGUCAUUAUCUCUGCCUCAGACAGAAUAUUUGUCUCAGUGACAGAACUGGCAGAUUAUUCUAGUCUGAUUCUCUUAACUACUCUGCAUUCAUGUUGUGUUAACCCUACCAGGAAGAACCACUCCAAGUGUCUGGUCCACUGUAAGAUGGGCGUCAGCCGCUCGGCCUCCACCGUUAUUGCCUACGCCAUGAAGGAGUAUGGUUGGUCGCUGGAGAAGGCCUACGACUUUGUCAAGCAGAAGAGAAGCAUCACACGGCCCAACGCAGGCUUCAUGAGACAGCUGGCUGAGUACGAAGGCAUCCUGGACGCCAGGUACAGUCACACUACACCCUCUGUAAUUACCAUAGCCCAGAUCAUCUAGGGAAGCCCAACAAGGGAUCUAAGCACUGGAAUACUGCCUUAGGUUAUAGAUUUUGCUGUAUUACAUUUGACAUUUUAGUCAUUUAGCAGACGCUCUUAUCCAGAGCGACUUACAGUUAGUGAGUGGAUACAUUUUCAUAACUGUAUGUUAUGUGUAUUAUCUUAGUACUUCUCCCAUGCUCCUCCUUACCCCCUUUUUGUCCACUUCCAGUAAGCAGCGUCACAACAAGCUGUGGCGUCCCAACCGUCCCGACCCAGAAUGCGACCUCCCUGAGGGCCAGCAGGCCCAGUGCUGUGGGAGGGAGGACCCAGAUAAUCGGACCCCUGAGCCGGGGAUGUCCCCCUGCUGUGAGGAGGCUCUGGGGGAGAAGGGGGCGGCACGUCCCCUCUCCCCUUGCAGGAUGAUCAGUCUGGAAGUGGACCCCGCCUACAACAACUACUACUUUCGCAGGCUGUCUGACUCGGCCCUGGACAGUGACCCCUCCACGCCGGUGCGCGCUCCGCCCCUCCUGGACAUGGAGCGGGUCUUCAUAGAGAUAGAGGACGUGGAGCGGGAUGCCCUGCUGGAUGACGAGGCCUUUGGGGGGCGAGAAGGCCUGCCGCUGCCCCACUUUGGUCUGGCUGGGGAGGGGACAGCGGCCCAGACUUGCUGCCGAGGACCAGAGCCCCUGGAGGAGCUGCGCCUGCGUCUGGAGUUCAGCACUGUGGAGGAGGAGGAUGAGGAGGAGGCGCAGAAAGAGGAGGCAGAGAUGGAGGCACUAGCACAGCCUGGAGGAAGAGGGGGGAGUCCAGGACGAGGGGAUGGGGAAGGAGAGGUGGAGAUGGUUCAGGAAGAGGAGAGAGAGAAGGAGGGCAAUGGGCUGGACCUGGUAACCUUGAACCAGAACUCCAACAAUAACAACCACUUUAAUACCCUGUCCAGACUCAAUGUAAGUGUGGAGCGGUUUUCAUUAUGGUGUCUUCUGUCUCUGUAAUAUACAACCAAUUCAUAUGUAUAUGUAGUAGCUCAUGGUAAAUAGAUAACUAAACUAGUAAAGAGUAAUGGUUAUUCUUUGUUUCUGACUUUUUGUUUCCCCUCUGUUUAGGACACUGCUCCUUCCAAACCUGCUCAUCCAGUCAAGCCUUCAGCCCUCUCUCGAUCAGAUGAAAAGCCCAGCCAUGGAGUGUAUUCACUGAUCCAGGACGCCGAUCUCUGCCUUAACCCCACACCCCUCCCCAGUGUGCCAAGUGUCUCUGUGGAGGUCCCCAGUUCCACGCUCCCUCUCCCACCCACCUCCCCCGACACACCCUGUUCCCCCAGCCUGCUGAACCCCUGUGGCCCUCUGUGUGACUGUGCCAACUGUGCUGCCCCGCCCUCUACACCUCUACCUGAUGCCCAGGACUCCCCCUGCUCUCUGACAUCUGAGAACAGGGCUGAUAUUCUGGAGGGUGAGGGUGAGGAAGGGAAGCUUUUAGGGGUCUCUGAGCCUCUCCCUGUCCCAGAGCUGCUGGGGCUGAGUCUGGAGGAGGAGAGGCCGGUGGUGGCCUGCUGUGUGGCACAGCAGCAAGAGACUCUAGUGCAUCUACAAAGGUCAGGGCUGGUCCGCCGGAGGGCAGAAAGGCUGGAGAGGCUGUCAGGUCUGUCCCUGGAGGGGCUUCAUCCCCUGGAGUCUCCAGGGGCCAGAGAGGGCCCCCGUCCUGUGGAGGGGAAGUUCUCAGCCUUCCCAGGAGACUUCCCCAAGUCCUCCACACCAUGCCCAGUAUGCCUAGAGCUGCUGGUGGUUCCUCUUCCUAAUGAGACCAAUCUGGGUGCAGUGAGAUCUGAGGUGCUGAAGCCCACCUCCUCCUCCCACAGCUCCACGCUGACACGUAGCUCCAGCAGUGACAGCAUCCGCAGUGUGAGGGGCAAACCCGGCCUGGUGCGCCAGAGGGCUCAGGAGAUCGAGACCCGCAUGCGGCUGGCCGGCCUCACCGUGCCCUCAAGCCUCAAACGCUCCAACUCACUGGCCAAGCUGGGCAGCCUCAACUUCUCCUCUGAAGACCUGUGCUCUGUCUGCUCCUCGGAUGCAGGCACCCUCCUGCUCCACUCUCUUUCCCCAGAGCCAGGCCUAGAAUGGGAGUGCCCCUCCACCUCCACCUCUACCUCUACCUCCACCCAGCCCAGAGCACACAGGAACCAGACCCAGCCCAGAGAGAGCACUGCCCAGGGGGGGCAGGAGCUGACAGGAAGGAUGGAGGGACAUUCCUCCAACCAUCCCUCCAUCUCCCACUCUGAGCUGGAGAGGGUAACACAGAUUUUGGAGAGGGGAGAGGGAUAGUCUUAAAAAACAAAUGUGUGUAUAUAGAAUUAUACAUGUAUAAAUAAACAUUUGAAUAAUAUAAAUUUAUAUUAAUAUAAAUCCACAUCAUAUUUAAGAAAAAAUAAACAGAAUCCAAAUAUUAUACCAUAAUCCAGAUGGUAUUUUGGUUAAAGGCUGUUCUUGCAUGGAGCUCAAUGAAUGUGUGUGCAAAGAUGAACCUCGUACAGAAUACCUGGUCUCCAUCAGGACUUUAAAAAGCUAUUUUCAUUCCUGGUCCUCUGCUUUUCUAGCUGUCCAGAGAUCAGAGUUACAGCUUCAUCAUUAUCACCACCACCAUAUUCAUCAUUAUUAUCAAUACCACCAUAUUCCUCAUCAUCAUCACCAUCAUAUGUAUACCCUGCCUUCCACACGCAGUGGAGAUCACAUAGACUUAUCAUUCAAUUUUCUGUUUGCUUUACCGUUGGUUAAUGGUACAAAUUGUGUUCAUUGGCUUAGUUGCUGUCUUAGUCAGAGUUGAUAAUCAGAUUAUAUUGAUUUUGCUCUAUCAUUGGGGAUAGAUCUGCCGAAGUUUCACCAUGUGCUGAAACAAAGGGGAGAAGAGGGUGUAGUUGCCCAUGCUGUAUUUAUCACUGCUCAUCUAUCUUAGCUUCAGUAAACCUUUUUACAUAGAGCAAUAGGAGACUUACAGAGACCAUAAACGUGUUAUAACACAAAGCACCAUUCAUUCAGCGUGCAGUAUGUUAUUUGGAGAACAAUUGCUGUCAUGUGAUGGAUCAAAUGUAUGUGACAUCACAACAGUCCUGCAGAGUUGGAGUUGGUAUGCUGAAACAUUUUCUUCCUCUUCACCUCUGUGUUACUGAUUAUCCAUUACAAGUUGUAGGUUGUUACUAACGAUGUGAUAUUAGAAAUGUAUUUUAAAUUAUACAAGCAUAGAAUCCAGCACCUCUGCUUCUGAGCCUGCUUUGUAUUUUGGGAUUUGAAUAAAAAAGUUAAUCAAACUGAUUAUUUUGGGAUGAGCCAAAUAGAUGUCACAAAUAAUUUUCUAACAAUUCAGAUCCCAAAAUAAUCAAAUUCAAAACAAAAAGACACUAGCCCUCCCUGCAAGUACUGCAGUAUGAUUCCACUUCUGUAACAAAAGUAAUUCCUCCUUCGAUUUCAUGCUAUAAUGUCCUCCAAGCUUCCAACCUUUACCUGUGGCAGAACGUCUAGAUAUCAUUCCAAGAGUCUUCUGGGACCAUUCUACCUCUGUGACACCACAGUGAUGUGGUGCUUUUAAUUUUGUUUAAGUAGUUUUACAGACCCCGCUCCUGUCAGGUGAGAAGUUCACAUGCUGUAUCGGAUCUGUAUGGGCUGUAUGUUGUAUGAAGGGUAGUCCAUAGUUGUCUAGUUUAUAAUCUUAAGUCUGCUGAGCCUCCCAUGACUGGUGGACACACAGCCAAACCUCACCUGAGAUUCAGCAACAGUACAGUGGGAAAGAUAUGAUGACAUAGCCAAUGGGGCUGAGAAAGCCAUCUUGCAGCUCCUCACUGCCCUCCCUUCCCAUUAGCCUGAGUCUAGGCCCUGGUUUACCAGUGUGAGACCGGAGUCCCCUAUCAGAACCCUCUUGCGAUUUUGCUUUGCUUCUGGAUAACUGCUGGCUACACUGAAUGCUAAUCUUAUUCAAACUGCUCUGUGUCCGUUUUAUAAGUUGAGCAGAGAACUCACAGGAUUCUCUCCCUCUAACUGCUUUUUGAUCCACGCUUGUCUGUAAUCAUGUCCUUUAUUGCAUCUGAGACUUGGUCUUUGAACUGAGUUGCGCUGCAGAAUCAAAUUUGUGAGCAGUUGCAUUGGGAGUCGUACAAAGUCUUCUUUAGGUUCCAGAGACAGCUUCUCUCUGAUCUUUCCUCUGUGGGACUCUGGAUGGUCACACCAUUCCUUAUGCAUGAGCCCUCAACAUCCAUGAUGUCAUUCCACUUCCAUCCUUGUUCUUUCUCUCCCUGUGUCAGUACUGCUGCCCUGAAAUUGAAUUGAAAAUAGUACAAAUUCAUAAUGCAACAUCUUGCUACUUUGCCAUAGAUUUUUUUAUUCUGUUUUUUUUUUCAACAAAAAUGUUGCAGUCAAAUAUUUGCUUUUGAAAUGAUUUUUUAAGUUCAGUAUUUGUGUAUGUUUGUGCAUGAGUGAUUACAUGGUUACUGUGAACUAUUUAUGAGAGAAGUGAAAAUACAUUUUUAAUAGGUUCAUAUUGCACAUGCAUUUCUCCCACGUAUGAGAGCACAUUACGUAUUUACUGUAUGUAAAUAUGUAUUUACAGUAGUCAAUGACGUUAUAGAAUAUACUGCUGUAUAGUACUGUAUGUAUGUGUCUGUUAAUAUGGCGAGCACAGACUUAGUUCUUCCCAAUGACUCCAGUUCCUGUACGGACACACUGUUUUACUGCAAGCAGUGUCCUUCCAGUUUUAAUCACUUAUGCUGUGUGUUUGUGUAUGUAUGUACAUAUGCUAUUUUAUCGAAAUGACGUGUCAGUUGCCUGUUUUUAUUUUUAUUUUUGAAAAGGUUUUGGUUCUAUUGGGCAUAACCCGAACAGCCACUUAUCACAAAAAUCUUGACCUCAAAGAAAGUGUUAAAUGAGUUGGCACAUUGCCUCUGCCUCUGUCAUUGUACGUCAAAAGACAUGGCUACCAUGAUACUGUAUACAAUGAUGUAUUUGGUGUGCCACACAGAAACACUGAUGUGAUGUGCACAUACUGUAUACAGGACCGCUGUACUGUAGAGAUGGCUCUGUCAUGUUUCUCCCCAGUUUACACCUUUGCUGCUUCCAUUACAGGAUAAGGGUUUAGUUGCUGUUGUUCUUUCUUGCUGCACACUAGAUCUAGAGAGCAGAGCGAUGGAUGUGCUUCCCAGGUGCAAGGCCAACAUCUCUGGACAGCAGGGCUGUCCUAUGGUGUGUGCAUCAUGUAAUAUGCACUACGUUUAAAAUGUGUGUGGCAAUCUGUGUUGUGGGGUGUGUUGUUCACUGUGGUGCCCCUUAACCCCAUCUAGGUUGCAAUUUUGUGUCUGAUGCUGCACACAGUGCGACUGGAGGUUAUUAGUGCUAUAUGAGUGUGUGAGCCGUUAGUCCACCUCCAUUUAUGUUUGAUUUAUGGACACACAGUAGUGCCUUAGCCGUGAGACCAGAGGCAUAGAGCUGUGUGGCUGUUGUGUGUGUGUGUGGUGCUGCCAGUAUUGCAGAGGAUUUGGAUGGUAGGGUUGAUACAUGAUGGGAGUGGGACACUGACGAGGCUUCCCUUCCUCUUUAGUUAGUCGAACAGUGGCCCUGCAUUUCUAUUCAGUUUUUUCAUUGUUGUUUUUUCUAGCGAUAGACCAAGGGGUGAAACAGGAAUCUGAAGCCUGGUGUUCCUUUUUUAACCUUCUUUGAUUUGGAGGGGGAAAAUAAAAUAAAAUCAUCUUUCUUAUCACAUUCACAUGUCCAUCAGGGUUGCCAAGAUGGGGUUUUGAUUCCAAACUUGUUAGUGCUCUUUGAAAUGUGGGAGAACAUCAAAGUUAUAUCUAUGGGUGUUGUCACUAAAUAGACAGCAUUGAAGCUGUUUAAGAUACAAAAUGAGAAUCAUGAUUAUGUCAAUCUAUUAUUUGCGUCUGUGAUCUGUUACAUCUUAUGUAUUGCACCUUUUGGAGAAACAGAAGAGAGAGACCGUAGGAUCAUCCGCAUACUCACAUAGUGUCAUACCGAUAGAUGAGUGUUCAUAUCACUAAUGGUUUAUGAAGCUUCUUAUAGGCAUAAAGUCAAACCAAUUUGACAAAGAUCACAGCGAUAGGUUGCUCUCACUGUUUUUUGUUACCAUCAUUUUUUUUAUAUUUAAGUAUGCAGUGAUUUUUGGUACUGUACAUUUGCUGUAGUUUGAAUGCAUAUUGCACUUUUUUACAUUUGUUAAAAUGUACUGUGUGUUUAUGAAAAUAAACGUUUUUUUCAUG
This is a messenger RNA of Coregonus sp. 'balchen', 26117 nucleotides long. NCBI's taxonomy places the organism in Eukaryota, Metazoa, Chordata, Actinopteri, Salmoniformes, Salmonidae. The record is from the annotation of a GenBank genome assembly.